AUGGUUAAUUCUGUGAAUACACAAGAUGGCAGUAUGGACAAUAACAUCAGUUCCCAAGAUGAUUCACUGGAUUACACAAUGGAACAUCAGGACACGAUGGAUUAUACUAUGAGCCAUGAUGCGACAAAUCAAACUUUGUCUCAAUUACCAGACGCAGAGGAUGUUUCGGAAGAAGGUGAGGAAGAAGAGAUUCCGGUUGUUCAGCUUGCUCGCUCGCUCGGUAUAUCUCGAGAUCAUCAGCUCGACGAUACCUCGGUGGAGAUUUUACUUUUGAUGCAGGAAGAUGUUCAUUAUAGUUCCUCCAGCGAUCUGAAUGAAGAUCAUCUGUCUUCACUAACUACACCAGAAAUCAACACCAAUGAACGAUUAUCGGUAGGUAUCGGUGCCGCACGACUUCUCACAUCUAUAGCACAAAGUGAGAGUCAAGUAUCAAUCGAUACAUGGACACAGCAAUUACUCGGGCCCAGAGAUGUCAGAAAUCUGGGCAUCGAAAUGCCCAUACUGCGAACCGACCAUGAUUUAGAUGUUAGAGGAUUUGCAAGAAGAGAUAAGUUCGAAGUGAGGCCUCAAGAUAUCAAGUUACCGCUAGAGUUACUUAAUAUUCAGAACAAUGAAGGGUUGGGAUUUCCAUCGGACUUUUAUAAUUUCGAAAAUGAGGCAUUCGAAACGAUAGCCAAUGAGAAGAUUGAAGUGACAAGAAGCUCGAUGGUCUAUCUUCAAACGGCCUUGAAAACAACAUUAACGAUAGAGAAUAGACAAGAGAUUUGGGGGAAACGAGAGAACACACCCAAGACUGCAGUACCUGGUAGCCCUCUUCCUUUUGUUUCUUCGGGCUGCGAAAUACCAGUACUUUCAGAUCCUGAUUCUCCUACCUCGCUGGACCUCAGAAAGAUUGAGGAUGAAGUAUUCAAAGAAGACCUGCCAACACCUUUACGCAAUCGAUUUAUGACCAGAGCAACAAUCUCAGCGUCGGAUGAGCAAUGCGUCAAGCCUGCAGAUCUAUACUCGCCACCAGAGUGUAUCAAAAAAUUCGAACUAUCUUCCCCUCCUAUAGAAAAGAAAAGAGCUAUCGAGAAUCUAAAAGUAGACGAGAUUUUGACGCCACCAAAGCUGUCUGAAGAAUCAGGACUAAGAAGCGUACACUUCAAUAACAUCGUAGAUGAAUUUCUACUCAACAGUCGACCUCAGUCUGUGUUUUCCGAGCCUGUAAUCGAGACCAAAUUCUUUGAAGAAGCAUUCGGCGACAAUGGAGAACAAGCACAACAUCGAGUUGAACAAGAGAGACUCGCAGAUACAAGAAAUCGUGUCGAAGUACCCGUGAUGGACUUCAGUAUACCUGCACCUCCCUGGAUGAUUACUAACUUCCGUAGUGUCAAUGCUGUUAAUUUGGCUUUAACAAAAGUCGCCAAGGACAUCAGUCUCUGCCCCUCAAUGCGAUGGUCUGGAUUAAAGAAGUUGCACUUGAAGGUACCGUGGGUACCAUUUGAACAUAACCUGGGGAACGUCGUCGAAGAUUCUAUGGGCAACGAGAAGACUUGGGAGGCGUCCGUCUGCAGUUUAGAAAAUGAUGAUGUGAUCACAAGUUCAAAUCUCACCUGGAAGAGAGAAGGCUUUCGAAUUCUUCAGGAAGGCACUGAUGAUGAUGAUGGUGACGACGAACUUGAGUUAGGAUAUUUUUCCAUAGAACAUGUGGAAACACCACCAUUACUUGGAAAUAGGGAACCCGAGACGCAAGAUGUUAAUCGACGACAAAAGAAGGCAUGUCAACCCAACCUCAAUGCUUACAGAGAUUCAAUGGUGCAUUUUCAGCCAUUAAUCACUCCAGAAAUGAGUCGAGAAAUAGCAGACGCGAACAUGGUACCACUAACCAAGAGAGCACGAUCAGGGGUCGACGAACAAACUUCCCUACUCUCCGCAAAGGAUGAACUGAGUAAUUUCAUGGAGAUACGAGGAGCGAAGAAACCAAGGUUGAUUGAAAGUUCUCAUUUCUCAGUUUCUGAUUUACCAGCACCCUUACCAUCGGAUAAAAUAACCCUAGACAACGAAUCUCAAUUUCAGCAGCCUGAGGCCUCUCGUUCGCCCCUCCCAACGCCCAUAAUAAAUGCUCCGGCAGCCCCCAUCUCUAUAAUUCUAUCUUCCACGAUCGUCAAAGACCGUCCUCUUCUCCGCUCCCUCGAAGCCCUGAUUCCAACUCUCAAGAUCUGCGAGCGCGAUUUCUCCGCUCACAACACUACGACUUGGAAUCCGGGUUCCGUGAUUCUCUCUUCUAUAACUUCAACUCUUACUCACGAAGCUGACAUUGUCAUUUCUCCAAGCACCGGACUUAUUCUUACCACUCUACAGCAUAUCAAGCAAAAGCCACUACCUGGACAUAAGACUGCCGUUCCAAUUCGUGAUCGAUUGGAGAAAGUUAGUGCACGGUAUGAGAAUUUAAUCAUUCUUGUCGCUUCCCCUGCAACGGGCAUGAGUGAUAGUGAUAGCAUUGCCUGGGCUGAUUUUGUCGGUUUUACAUUGAAAUUACCCGCAAGCGUUAUUGUCAAUUACAUCCCCGUAGACAAAGCCAACAGCGGAAAUCAAAGCAUGGCGAAAUAUAUUUCCUAUCUUAUUAUCCAACACUCUGGAGAUAUCCUCUUGAAUCCGGUUCUAGAACUGCUGGAACAGGAGUCAUAUUGGGAGAUAUGGCUGAGAAGAGCUGGAAUGAAUGCUUAUGCGGCUCAAGCAACGAUUGCAGAGUUGAAAGAGCCGGAACCGAGAUGCAGGUUGGGUGAUGAGGGGUAUGAGAGGGAGUUGCGGAUGAUUCAUGCGGAGGGUCCGUAUGGAUUGACACUGUUCGUGGUGAUGGGGCUGGAAGGGAGGCUUAGGAGAUUGGGUGGGCUAGUGGGAAGGAGCGUGUUGGAAAGGGUCAGUAUGGUUGUUGAUCAGAUAUGGGAGUAG
Botrytis porri is the source of this 2934-nucleotide messenger RNA. RefSeq lists its product as uncharacterized. The record is from RefSeq and is a predicted model, not a curated record. NCBI's taxonomy places the organism in Eukaryota, Fungi, Ascomycota, Leotiomycetes, Helotiales, Sclerotiniaceae. The coding region runs from base 1 to 2934 and encodes 977 amino acids. The transcript is spliced from 2 exons.